UCAGGGUUCCAGGACCCGCCCCAUCCUCCCGCUCGCGGCGCAGUGGGCGCCGCGGGCUGGAGCCGCGGCUGGCGGCUGCCUGUCCGGGCUGGGUCUGGCCGAGCCUCACGUCGCCGUGCAGUGCGCCAGGUCUCCGGGAGAUGGCUUCUCCCCUCUCGCCCGCUACUCCCGCUAUUGUCUCACCUGGGGUUGCCUGACUCUGCGGGCUCGCUCACGCUCUCGGCCUAGAGGACCCCCCCGCCCCGCCCCCGCGCUGCGAGCUGGUCCUCGCGCCCUCUCCUGCCUCUUCGCUGCCCCGGGAACCCUGGGGUCGGCGCCCGCCGCGUGCAGCUCGGAGGGGGAGCGGCCCGGGAGGAGGCGGUGCGCGGCCGCCUCGCGUGGGUGCCGGAGCCGCCCGGAGCCGUGGAGCCAGCAGCCCUGGUCGCCGAGCACACGACACAUCAGGUUUUGCAGGAAACUCGCAGUGAGCACAGGUACCCAGACACCAUGCCACAACCCUGCAGAACUGACAUUGCCAGGAAGUAGAAGACUUCCUUGUUUCCUCUGUCCCCCAUCCUCACCAUGUCUUCGACUCAGGGCAGUGGGGAACACUGGAAGUCACUGGAGUCUGUGGGCAUCAGCCGCAAAGAGCUGGCCAUGGCCGAAGCCCUGCAGAUGGAGUAUGAUGCUCUGUCCCGGCUUCGGCACGACAAGGAGGAAAGCAGAGCCAAGCAGAACACAGACCCCUCUCUCAUCAGCUGGGAUGAGCCCGUCCUAGACUUCUACAGCAAGCCAGCGGGAAGGCGGAAGGACCUCAAGCUCUUACGUGGUCUUUCUGGCUCUGACCCUACCCUCAAUUACAACUCGCUCUCCCCACAGGAAGGGCUGCCCAACCACUCUACCUCCCAGGGCUCCCAGCCUGGCCCAGAUCCCUGGCCCAAAGGCUCCCUGGCCGGAGACUAUCUCUACAUUUUUGAUGGUUCAGAUGGGGGGCUCUCUUUGUCCUCAGGACCGGGGGACACAGAUGACACUUUUAAGAAACUGUCCCCACCUCCUCUGCCUCCCCGAGUCUCUAUCUGGGACACUCCUCCCCUGCCUCCCAGAAAGGGGUCCCCCUCAUCCUCCAAGAUCUCCCAGCCCAAUGACAUCAACACUUUUUCUUUGGUCGAACAACCUCCAGGCAAACUGCUGGGGCAUCGGCUCCUAGAAGAGGAAGAGGAGCUGGGAAGUGGGGGUCCAGGGCGCCUACUGGGGUCCAUGGACUAUGACGGUAUCAAUGAUGCCAUUACACGGCUCAACUUGAAGUCAACCUAUGAUGCAGAGAUGCUGUGGGAUGCCACCAGGGGCUGGAAGGAGGGCCGGGGACUCCUGAACUUUGGCAAGGACACUCCUGGAAAACCUGUGGCCCGGAGCAAGACCAUGCCCCCUCAGGUGCCCCCCCGCACCUACACCUCCCGCUACGCCAACCGGAAAAAUGGGGCACCUGGCAAGAACCUCCAGAUUUCUGCAGCUCCGGUGGGCUCCCGGCCCCACGCUGUUGCCAAUGGCCAUGAGUUGUUUGAGGUCUCAGAGGAGAGAGAUGAGGAAAUUGCUGCCUUCUGCCACAUGCUGGAUAUCCUCCGAUCUGGCUCUGACGUCCAAGACUACUCCCUAACUGGGUAUGUCUGGAGCACUGUCACCCCAAGCCCGGAGCACCUCGGGGAUGAGGUUAACCUGAAGGUGACCGUGUUGUGUGACAGCCUGCGGGAGCCGCUCACUUUUACCUGCAACUGUUCCUCCACUGUAGACUUGCUCAUCUACCAGACCCUGUGCUAUACCCAUGAUGAACUGAGGGGUGUUGAUGUGGGUGACUUCGUGCUAAAGCCCUGUGGGCUGGAGGAAUUCCUGCAGAACAAGCACGCCCUGGGCAGCCACGAGUAUAUUCAAUACUGUCGAAAGUUUGACAUCGACAUUCGGCUACAGCUGAUGGAGCAGAAAGCUGUACGCGGUGACCUGGCCCGGACGGUGAAUGAUGACCAGAGCCCCUCCACCUUGAACUACCUCAUCCAUCUGCAAGAGAGGCCAGUCAAGCAGACCAUCAGCAGGCAGGCCCUGAGUCUUCUGUUUGACACUUACCACAAUGAGGUGGAUGCCUUCCUGUUGGCUGAUGGGGACUUUCCACUGAAGGCCGACAGGGUGGUCCAGUCCGUCAAGGCCAUCUGCAACGCCCUAGCCGCUGUGGAAACCCCUGAGAUCACCAACGCUCUCAACCAGCUGCCCCCCUGCCCUUCCCGAAUGAAGCCUAAAAUUCAGAAGGAUCCCACCGUCUUGGCUGUGAGGGAAAACCGAGAGAAGGUUGUGGAAGCCCUGACAGCUGCCAUCUUGGACCUGGUGGAGCUGUACUGCAACACGUUCAAUGCAGACUUCCAGACAGCAGUGCACGGGAGCCACAAGCAUGAUCUGGUCCAGGAGGCCUGCCAUUUUUUUGGGUCCCUGGCCUUUACGGUCUAUGCCACCCACCGCAUCCCCAUCAUGUGGGCUACCAGUGAUGGCUGCUUAGGCAUCCCUGCCCCCUCCCAUCCAAGGCCAGCUGAUGGAGACGCUGCUGCGACAGAUGGCCCCUUCCCAGAUCUGAGUGAACGCCUCACGGCCAAUGACUGCACUCCCCUGCAGAUCUAUGAAGAGUUCUACCUCUCCUGCUCCCUCAGCCAUGGCGGCAAGGAGCUGUGCAGCCCCCAGCGGACCCGAAGGGUUCACUUCUCCAAGUACCUCUUCCACCUCAUCAUCUGGGACCAGCAGAUCUGCUUCCCUGUGCAGGUGAACCGGUUGCCUCGGGAGACCCUGCUGUGUGCCACUCUCUAUGCUCUGCCCAUCCCCCCACCCGGGAGCUCCUCGGAGUCCAAUAAGCAGCGGCGGGUGCCCGAAGCCCUGGGCUGGGUCACUGCUCCGCUCUUCAACUUCAGGCAAGUCCUGACCUGUGGCCGGAAGCUUCUGGGCUUAUGGCCAGCAACACAGGAAAGCCCCAGUACCCGUUGGAGUGCACCUAAUUUCCAUCAGCCAGAUAGUGUCAUCCUGCAGCUGGAAGGGACUUUAGCGAUCACCAAGUCCAACAAGGUUAUUUUACAGACAAAGAAUCUGAGGAUUGACUUUCCCACCUCGGCCUUCGACAUCAAGUUCACCAGCCCCGCUGGAGACAAGUUCAGCCCCCGCUAUGAGUUUGGCAGCCUCCGGGAGGAAGACCAACACGUGCUUAAAAACAUCAUGCAGAAGGAGUCACUGUACUGGCUCACUGAUGCUGACAAAAAGAGCCUGUGGGAGAAGCGGUAUUAUUGCCACUCGGAGGUGAGCUCACUCCCCCUGGUGCUCGCUAGCGCCCCCAGCUGGGAGUGGGCUUGCCUGCCCGACAUCUACGCUCUCCUGAAGCAGUGGACCCACAUGAACCACCAGGAUGCCCUGGGGCUCCUGCAUGCCACGUUCCCAGACCAGGAGGUGCGUCGUAUGGCUGUUCAGUGGAUUGGCUCCCUCUCUGAUGCUGAGCUGUUGGACUACUUGCCCCAGCUCGUGCAGGCCUUAAAGUAUGAGUGCUACCUGGACAGCCCCUUGGUGCGCUUCCUCCUGAAACGAGCUGUCUCUGACUUGAGAGUGACUCACUACUUCUUCUGGUUGCUGAAAGACGGCCUCAAGGACUCUCAGUUCAGCAUCCGCUACCAAUAUCUGCUGGCAGCCUUGCUGUGUUGCUGUGGCAAGGGGCUGAGAGAGGAGUUUAACCGCCAGUGCUGGCUUGUCAGUACCCUGGCCAAGCUGGCCCAGCAGGUCCGGGAGGCCGCCCCGUCUGCACGGCCGGGGAUUCUCCGCACGGGCCUGGAGGAGGUGGGGCAGUUUUUUGCCCUCAACGGCUCCUGCCGCCUGCCGCUUAGCCCCAGUCUGCUGGUUAAGGGCAUCGUGCCCAGGGACUGUUCCUACUUCAACUCCAAUGCAGUCCCCCUCAAGCUCUCCUUCCAAAAUGUGGAUCCGCUGGGCGAGAACAUCCGUGUCAUCUUCAAGUGUGGGGACGACCUUCGCCAAGACAUGCUGACCCUGCAGAUGAUUCGCAUCAUGAGCAAGAUCUGGGUCCAGGAGGGGCUGGACAUGCGCAUGGUCAUCUUCCGCUGCUUCUCCACUGGCCGUGGGAGAGGGAUGGUAGAGAUGAUCCCCAACUCUGAGACCCUGCGCAAAAUCCAGGUGGAGCACGGGGUGACCGGCUCCUUCAAGGACCGGCCCCUAGCCGACUGGCUGCAGAAGCACAACCCUGGGGAGGACGAGUACGAGAAGGCUGUAGAGAACUUCAUCUAUUCUUGUGCUGGCUGCUGUGUGGCCACGUACGUCUUGGGCAUCUGUGACCGACACAAUGACAACAUCAUGCUGAAGACGACUGGCCACAUGUUCCACAUAGAUUUUGGCCGUUUCCUGGGCCAUGCCCAGAUGUUCGGGAACAUCAAGCGGGACCGUGCCCCCUUUGUCUUCACCUCGGACAUGGCGUAUGUCAUCAACGGGGGUGACAAGCCUUCCAGCCGCUUCCAUGAUUUUGUUGACCUUUGCUGCCAAGCCUACAACCUCAUUCGCAAGCACACCCACCUCUUCCUCAACCUUCUGGGCCUGAUGUUGUCCUGUGGGAUCCCUGAGCUCUCAGACUUGGAAGACCUCAAGUAUGUGUAUGAUGCCCUGAGGCCUCAGGACACAGAGGCCAAUGCCACCACCUACUUCACCAGGUUGAUUGAGUCCAGCCUCGGCAGUGUAGCCACAAAGCUCAAUUUUUUCAUUCAUAACCUGGCUCAGAUGAAGUUCACAGGCUCAGACGACCGGCUGACCCUUUCCUUUGCUCCCCGAACGCACACUGUCAAGAGCUCUGGCCGCAUCAGUGAUGUGUUUCUCUGCCGCCACGAGAAGAUCUUCCACCCCAACAAAGGCUACAUUUAUGUGGUAAAGGUGAUGCGAGAGAAUGCUCACGAGGCCACUUACAUCCAGAGGACAUUUGAGGAGUUCCAGGAAUUACACAAUAAGCUGCGGCUGCUCUUCCCUUCUUCCCUCCUGCCCAGCUUCCCUAGUCGCUUUGUGAUUGGCCGCUCACGGGGAGAGGCGGUGGCGGAGCGGCGGAGGGAGGAGUUAAAUGGCUACAUCUGGCACUUGAUCCACGCAGCCCCUGAGGUGGCCGAGUGUGAUUUGGUGUACACCUUCUUCCACCCCCUGUCCCGGGAUGAGAAGGCUGCGGGCACCAGCCUGGCUCCCAAGUCCUCAGAUGGCACAUGGGCCCGGCCGGUCGGGAAGGUUGGGGGAGAGGUGAAGCUGUCCAUCUCCUACAAAAACAACAAACUCUUCAUCAUGGUGAUGCAUAUUCGGGGCUUGCAACUGCUCCAGGAUGGGAAUGAUCCCGACCCCUAUGUCAAGAUUUACCUCCUUCCUGACCCUCAGAAAACCACUAAGAAGAAAACCAAAGUGGCCCGGAAAACCUGCAACCCCACCUACAAUGAGAUGCUGGUAUAUGAUGGAAUCCCCAAGGGAGACCUGCAGCAGCGGGAGCUACAGCUGAGUGUGCUGAGUGAGCAAGGAUUCUGGGAGAACGUUCUGCUGGGGGAGGUGCACAUCCGCCUGCGAGAGCUGGACCUGGCCCAGGAGAAGACCGGCUGGUUCGCACUGGGAUCUCGAAGUCAUGAGACCUUAUGAGCCCAGCGGAGCCGUGGCCCAGGACCCCAGGCUCAUGUCAGAGCCGGGGGAGAGGACUCUCCCUGCUUGACUUGUCCCUUCCUUGUGUAGGGGCAGGGCCCGUGGCGGGGCUCCCCUCUGUCCCGGCGGAUCGGGCCUCCGUGGUAGGAGGCAAGGAGAGUAAAGAUGCUCUCUGCUAUCCGUUCCUCUGCAGACUGCGUUUGGGUUGGUUGUGAUGAGCAGCCCCUUGGAGGCUGUGAGGGUGCAGCAAAGUUUUAAGUUUACCUUGUGUCAAGGGAGCAAUGCCUGG
Molecule: messenger RNA, 5947 nt
Organism: Balaenoptera musculus (blue whale)
Lineage: Eukaryota; Metazoa; Chordata; Mammalia; Artiodactyla; Balaenopteridae
Gene: PIK3C2B
Product: phosphatidylinositol-4-phosphate 3-kinase catalytic subunit type 2 beta
Exons: 35
Coding region: 562-5658 (1698 amino acids)
Biological process (GO): phosphatidylinositol-mediated signaling; phosphatidylinositol-3-phosphate biosynthetic process; phosphatidylinositol 3-kinase/protein kinase B signal transduction
Cellular component (GO): phosphatidylinositol 3-kinase complex; cytoplasm; plasma membrane
Molecular function (GO): phosphatidylinositol binding; 1-phosphatidylinositol-3-kinase activity; 1-phosphatidylinositol-4-phosphate 3-kinase activity
Source: RefSeq, a predicted model, not a curated record